Messenger RNA from Cydia pomonella (codling moth), 1488 nucleotides. RefSeq lists its product as uncharacterized. Bases 268 to 1023 code for a protein of 251 amino acids. NCBI's taxonomy places the organism in Eukaryota, Metazoa, Arthropoda, Insecta, Lepidoptera, Tortricidae. The transcript is spliced from 5 exons. The record is from RefSeq and is a predicted model, not a curated record.
AUAUAAUAGUUUUAGGUUUUCGAGUGUGAGAGCAACUACGGGAGUGCGGGGUAGCGUAUCUGCCAGACUGACGACGACAUAGAAAAAAAAAAUAAGACAAAACAAAUUCUACUCGGCACUCGGCAUUCUCUUCUUUUUUAUUUACCGCUACAUUCGUUAACGGUUCUGACUGUUCCAUUAUACUCUUGUUGUCAAGACGUUAAUUAGGUAAUCUGCAACUUUCUAAUACGUUAUUGUGCUGCAUUUGUAAAAAGUUAUUGAAGGACCAUGUCGGGAUUUAAUCCAUAUGGGAACCCACCCCAGUACCCUCCACCCCAGAGCCAGAUAUACCCCCAGCUUUACAACCCUACAAAUGCUCCAGUGCCCGGGCAACAAGCCCCACAACCAGCUCAACCAUACCCAUAUCAGCCAGGCUUUGCAUAUGCAUACCCUGGACAAGCGGGAAUGGUGCCGUCUGGCCCUGGCAUAGCCCCAACUCCUUCAUACACUGGACAGAUGGCAGCUGCACCUUCAGCACCUGCAGCUUUCUCGUAUGCCGGCUAUCCUAAUGCUACUCCACAACAAGGAUAUGGGCCGGCCGUUGAAUGGAUUCCAUCUUCCACUGGAGACGCAGCCUCCCUUAGCGACAGAGCUGUGGUGGCGGGGUACGAGGGCUUCGACGGCAGUCCUCUGUGGGUGAUCAGGGCGCGGUUCGAAGGAGACCUGAUCCCGGGCAAGUUCGCUGCUAAGCACCGUGCGGCGUAUGUGCCUUGGGGGAGCAAUGAAAACUCUGUUGCUAAUUUUGAGGUGUGCUGCGCGCGUCCGGAGAGGAUCCGCUGGGUCCCGAGCCGCGACGGCGCCGUGCCGCCCAACGCCGCGGUGGCCGGCAACACGGCGGCCGGCGAGCCGCUCUACGUGGGCCGCGCCAAGCACGAGGGCUCGCUCACGCCGGGCAAGGUUCAUCCUUCGCACAAAAAUAUGUACAUUUCCUAUGGCGGUAAAGAAAUACCCCAUAACACCUACGAGGUAUUGUGUACUAUUUGAAUAUGCUUCGAAUAUAUCGUCAAACUCUUCAUCUUUGCCCAAUAUUAUUCAAUAUUCAAUUUAAAUUAAUACUACUUAAUUAAAUUCAUAUUUUAGAUCUGUACUUUUUCCGUUACGCUACGUUUAUUUGUCUUUGAUUUAUAGACAAAACAUUAAAGGGCAAAAAUGAACUGUUUCACGGUACAUCGUAUUUAAUCAACCAGACUGUCUUUAUAGAAAAGCAUUUUUAUUGUUCUAUUCCAUAAGAUUUCAUAUUUUGAAAUACUAUUAUUAUUGCCAACAAUUACUUAAGGAUACAGGGUAGUUAUAAACUUUUCGGUCUCCUCCAUGAAACUAUUUUAAGGUAUAUUUAAUUUUAAGGUAUUUUUUUUAUUCAAUAGAAUCUAAGGGAUUCUGUAUUUUUGAUAUUAAAAUAUUUGUUAUUUAAAUACAUGUUGGCUUAUUGAAAUAAACAUUUAAAGUAUA